This is a messenger RNA of Colletotrichum scovillei, 3215 nucleotides long. RefSeq lists its product as uncharacterized. The coding region runs from base 912 to 2468 and encodes 518 amino acids. Gene Ontology annotation, cellular component: nucleus. NCBI's taxonomy places the organism in Eukaryota, Fungi, Ascomycota, Sordariomycetes, Glomerellales, Glomerellaceae. Gene Ontology annotation, biological process: regulation of transcription by RNA polymerase II. The record is from RefSeq and is a predicted model, not a curated record. The transcript has 2 exons.
CCCUUCCCUUCCCUCCCCUCCCGCUUUUCCUCGCGCCUCGUUCCUAGCAGUAACCUUGUUGAUCACUCUCCGCACGCCUCACACUUCUCCAGUCCCACGCCUCCUCCUUCUUCUUGUUCGUUCUCUUCUCCUCCAAGGUACCCGGCCCCUUAGCUCUUCCCUCUUGCUCCAUCUCUCCGCGCUAGGUCCCUGACUAACUCGCCCAAGCUUCCGUGCUGGGCUUUGGCUCUGAUUCUUGCUCUUGUUCCUGCUCUUGCUCCUCUCUGGCGCUGGCUCUGUGUGCCAGUGUGGACUCUCUGGGAUCUCAAAGCACACGCCUCCCCUCCUUCCUGGCUCCUCCGCCUCCUCUCGCUUCCCACCAAAGCGUCCGAACUCCAACACCAACUUCUUUUCCCGUCCGGAAUCUGAUCUUAACCUCGCACCUCCCGCACCUACCUCUCACCUCACCUCAAAUCAUCUUUCCGACCUCAUCACACGCCAACCACAACACCCUUUAAUCCACACCCACACUCGUUUUCCUAGUAUUAUAUCUCCGAGAGACACCUCACCAACUUUCGACCAACCUCUUUCUCUCGAUCUUGGUUUUUAAUAUUCAUUUUGCUUCUCACAGCAUUAGCCCAGGCUUGCCCUGCACCUCGUCUGAUUAGCUUCCGCCUCUCACUCUUACCUCUACGCCAAUCAACCAUUUACUACGCAGCAAUCUCUCUACCACAAUCUACCAUAGCAGUUGUAACUACCGACGUCGAUAUAGCCCCUACGUAUACGUUCGUCCUUGCCUUCGCGACGGAUCGACUUGAAAAAAGAAGGCUUGCUCCGUCGAACUAAAGCACUCGACGCCCCGACCCGAGAACGCCGGCGAAGCUCCCAAUCCGACCAAAUCGAGCGAGGGUGGAGAGCGGAAAGCCGUCGAGAUGGAUCACCCCAUGCAGGAUGCCGCAGCCGACGUGCUGGCGGAUGCUAGACGAACUCUAGAAGCUCUGAAGAGCUCUGGUGUUUCUCGUGAAGCAUUGUUGCAGAUGUGGGAGGCUGGCGACAAGGCGGCACAGCAACAGCAGCAACAACUUCAGCUUCAGCUUCAACACCAACAACAGCAGCACCACCACCAACAACAGCAACAUGCACCGCAGGAUGUCGCAAUGGAGGAUGCUUCCACACGAGCGAUAUGCCACGGCCAAAUAGGUCAUAGACCACGCAUCUCCGUAUCAUCAACAAGCUCAGGCUCUUCUGGCCAUGCGAGUAUCUGGUCUAUGGGCUCCGCUGCCUCCAAUGCCACCGUCGCGACACAUUACUCCCAAGCUUCGCAGACCCCUUCCACUCAGCAAUGCGCGCCUCAAGCAGCCCCUGGAGGCGUGCCCCAGGUAGCAAGCGCUCAGACGGGAUGGGGUCCCGGGCGCUUCAACUUUUACUGGUGCACCUCAUGCGAAACGAGAUUCAAGCGCAAGUACGACUGGAAGCGUCACGAGGAGGAGUUCCAUGAGCGUUGGAAGAAGUAUCCUUGCCCUGAGCCUGGCUGCAACAGGAGCUUCUGGGGAGCCAACACAUUCAACCAGCACCACAAGGCUUCGCAUGGCUGCAAGUCUUGCCCGCACUCUGAAAAGGUUGUCAAGUACUUGAAGAGGAGAAAGUACUGGGCUUGUGGCUUCUGUUCGGCGCUGCACCCUUCGAGGGAACGUCACGUCGAACACGUCGCCAGACACUUCGAGUCAGGAAAGACAAAGUCGGAUUGGAUGCACUCAAGAGUCAUCUAUGGUCUUCUGCAUCAGCCUCUGAUCCACGAGGCUUGGAAAGAUGUGCUGAUGUCCAAGGCCAGUGAGUUCCAGGGCCGUCAGCCAAAUUUCAGCUGGAAUCCUACACAGACUGGUCGAGCGCAGGGUUUCAUGGAGAAUGAGAGCCCAGGCCAACUCCAAGAUCUGCUCGAAUUCUUCUCUGGGUCCAGCUCCGAAGCCGAGUCUAUUGUCUUGAUUGCCUACAAGCUGGCGGAUCUCGUUUACCUACCCGUUCCGGCCUCGCCGCCAAUGCAGUAUUCCCAAUGCUACGCACCUCCUGCUGCUCUUCCCCAACAAUACCCCCCUCAGCCUCUCCUUCCUCCUCCAUCGAUACCCUCCCAGACUCUUCCGACUCAGUCCCCUCAACCUCCAGUAUUAGCAUCACAGGAUUCAUCACCCUCACCGUACAUGGAACAGAUGAGGGCCCAGUCAAUGAUGCCGCAGCCUUUGUUCCACACCCAACAGCCGCGCGCGCACACGGAACCUCUUCGCCGUGCAUCACUGGACAGAGAGCUGCCGCCGCCACCACAAGAAAACCAGCCGAUGAACUUCCAAUUUAUGCCUGAAAAUAUGGUCACAUUUGAAGACUGGGAGAGUUUCUCCAGCACAGUCGUCGACGAAAACGCACCACAACCCACGCCAAUGACAACAGAUUGGCCGCUGGUGCCUGUACAAUAUUACAAUGCCCCUGUAGGGCCAUGAACACUUUCGUUUUGUCUUGCGAAACAGAUAAAAGUCAUUUUCCUUUGUAACAUGUCACAUGUAUUGCAGCUAGCGAUGCCCGCUGGCGAAACAAUAUAGUAUAUAAUGGUAAUCACCUUGUGGGGGACCAGACUCGAAAAACUUCGAAUCAACAUUUCUUUAGGCCACGGAUUCGGGCGAAAACGGGACAGACUAGGUAUCGGAUGGGAACACGAAUUGGCAAAGGAAUGGCCAAAAAGAGGAGGGAGGCGUCGCUCACGAAAGAGGUGUUCCAUUAUGGCUGACGGCGAAUGUCAAAAUGCGAUGGAUAGAAUCAAAUCAAGCUCAUUGCAUUACAACCUUGGCAUCCAUACCCCUUCAUUUCUGUGCCCUUCCCCUCGACUCUUGACUGAUGAGGAGUAGCACGCUGCACUAAGAGACAAGCAGCACCCUGCAUAUUCGUACGGCAACAAAUAUGAACAAGGUCUCCGACUUGUGACUAUCCAUUCACCAAUGCUGGUUCAGGCGAGUUGCAAAAUCAUCACCUCGCAGCAGCAGUAUCUGGGGCGGGUUCCCGCUCAUUGCGUAUCACACCUCGACAUCAGAUCAUGCAGAACCUUUGCUCCGUACUUGGCAUUGAUGAUGGCUAGUUGACAUCGGUUGGAAGCAAACAUUCUUUUCGCCAUCGCUUUCGGCUGUCAUAUGAGAGUCGACCUUAUCAACCUUAGCCCGCUGGGAAGCUGCAGCGCACGUCAAACUAUUUGGAAC